UUCCUCUAGCUUGGCCGUGCAACUGUGCAAGUGUGCAACUUCCGACCCCGAGUUGUUGACCCGUGUAAAAGUUAGAAGAAAACCCAAAUUUUGUUAAUGUGAGGCGAUGAGGGCCUGAACUCACUCAGCUUCCUCACAAACUCACUUUCUCUCUCCUCCCACACGCCAUCACCGCUGAACCAUCCGAGUUGACUCACCUGCGCUCCAACCAGACCCGUUGACGAGUUAAGAUCUGGUAAUCAAAGGCAAGAUUGAGCACUUGGGUUCUAGUAGCCGAGUAUUUGCUUAUAGAAGAGCUUGGAAGAAGAAAUGGAGCAAGCUAAUAAGAGAAGUGCAUCUAGCCUUGGUAUAAAAGGAUAGGUGCAAUCUUUUGUAGAUCGUACAGUAUUACUUUGUAGAAGAGAAUGGCUGAUAAAUCAAAGCCAAGGAUGUCGACAAUCUAUCUUUAUGUGCCCAACAUUAUUGGGUACAUCAGAGUUCUAAUGAACUGCGUUGCAUUUGCUUUAUGCUUUUCUCAUAAAGGCCUUUUUUCAGUUCUGUAUUUUGUAAGCUUUGUAUGUGAUGGUAUAGAUGGUUGGUUUGCGCGUAAACUCAAUCAAGUAUCAACUUUUGGUGCUGUUUUGGACAUGGUGACGGACAGGAUAAGCACUGCUUGUUUGCUUGUCAUACUAUCUCAGAUAUAUCGGCCUAGCUUGAUUUUCUUAUCUUUACUUGCUUUAGAUAUUGCAAGCCAUUGGUUCCAAAUGUACAGUACUUUCUUGACUGGCAAGACUAGCCAUAAAGACGUAAAAGACAGCUCUAGCUGGCUGUUCAGAUUAUAUUAUGGAAACAGAAUGUUUAUGGCAUUUUGUUGUGUCUCAUGUGAGGUUCUGUACAUAAUCUUUUUUCUCCUUGCAAAGAAUCAAAGUGAAGAUUUCUUAGAUGUUUUAGUUUCGUCCACAAAACAAAGUUUGGCUCUCUUUCUCUUAGAAGUUUUAGUUCUAUUUGGAUGGGCAGUUAAGCAAACAGUCAAUAUAAUACAGCUGAAGACUGCUGCAGAUGCAUGCGUUUUGCAUGACAUUAACAGAAAGCAAAAACCGUAAAUUGGUCACAUUUAAUAUGCUCCACUCUCUUGAAUACUCUCAUUUGAGCACGAUAAUGCUGUGGGCACUUCUCACCACUUGUAAAGAAACAACUCGUGGUUUUGCUUAUCAGGAAUGGAUAAAUGGAGUUUUUUGCGCCUCAGCCCAAUCAAUUUUUUCCCAGCAUGGCCAAUGGGAUUUCUGAGGUUGUCCUCGAGGAGUGCUUGUGGACAAGGACCUUGGUUCAUUGUUAGUUUGAUGUUAGUGUCAUCUUAUGCUAUAGAUUUCUAUCUUACUUUGAUCAGUUUUGUCCAGGUCUGCUCUGGUCGAGAUCUGGACGUUUUGGACCUGUUUUGUGAAAAUAAAAUAAAAUUUAGGCAUGUAAAAAUCAUUUUUGCACUUGUUUUUUGUAGAAUUUAAUCUUCUUAUGAUUGUUUGGGCCUCUUAGAGGAAGGAGAAGGGAGGUAGGGAGUUAGAUAAAUGACUUAAUGUUGUAUUUGAAAUUUAGGGAACGGAAAGUUAAGAAACAGAUUUUUUUUUUUUUAAAAAAAAGAAAAACAAAAUUCCAGGUUCCCAGUCCAGAUCAAAAACCCAAAUUCGGUAUUUUUGGCAGACUGAGGACCGUUCCCGGAUUUUUGGUCUAGUUUGGUCCAAAUUCAGGUCCGACCUUGGUCUUUGCUUAUUCCUUCCUAGUAUUCCUAUAGUACAGUUUCUUGCUUUCUUGCUUUUGUACUGUUUGAGGAGCAAUAAAUUUACUGAUGAUGAAGAUGCUAUUUAGCAUCUCAACCAUGCUACUUGAUAUAUGCGACGGAGCUUGAUCUUUUGGAUUUUAUUUUUUCCUGUUGAAAAGGAACUUGUUUUAUUUUUUCUGCACAACAGUGUAUUUCUAAGAUUGAUGUAUCACUACUCUCUUACUUCUUGAGAAAAUAUGACGUUGCAUACAUUCAAUCAAACUUGGAAUUUGGAAUGUAAUUUAUUAUUAAA
Beta vulgaris subsp. vulgaris (sugar beet) is the source of this 2045-nucleotide messenger RNA. Its product is annotated as CDP-diacylglycerol--inositol 3-phosphatidyltransferase 1. The record is from RefSeq and is a predicted model, not a curated record. The transcript has 12 exons. The coding region runs from base 405 to 1082 and encodes 225 amino acids. Gene Ontology annotation, molecular function: CDP-diacylglycerol-inositol 3-phosphatidyltransferase activity. Gene Ontology annotation, cellular component: Golgi apparatus; membrane. Lineage: Eukaryota; Viridiplantae; Streptophyta; Magnoliopsida; Caryophyllales; Amaranthaceae. Gene Ontology annotation, biological process: phosphatidylinositol biosynthetic process.